Carassius carassius (crucian carp) is the source of this 666-nucleotide messenger RNA. RefSeq names its product OTU deubiquitinase with linear linkage specificity a (gene otulina). The record is from RefSeq and is a predicted model, not a curated record. The transcript has 3 exons. Bases 1 to 666 code for a protein of 221 amino acids. NCBI's taxonomy places the organism in Eukaryota, Metazoa, Chordata, Actinopteri, Cypriniformes, Cyprinidae.
AUGUCGUGGGUGAAAUUAGUGGCGUCUAGCGAGGAUGUGUUCGACGAGGAUGUGGAUGAUAUUAGUCUGCAGAACAAAGAAUGGAAAUACAACAUGGAAAAACGCGCAAAGGAUGGUUUCAGAGAUGGCAGUGAUGCAGGGAAAGAAGCGUCUCUACAAACUGGUUUCAACAUGGGCUACACGGAAGGAGCCGCUAAAAUGACAGUCUUCGGUCAACUUAAAGGAAUCAUGAGUGCUGUUCGAUGCUGGUGUCAGGUUCAGCUGCCUGGAAGCCCGGCUUUAGCAUCAGUUACUGAUCUGCUACAGAGAUUGAAGACGCAUGAGGAUGAACUGGUGGAGGACAUGAGGAAAGCCCAGCAGGGGCCUCCACCUAGCAUGACUGAGAUGGUGGAUGACAUGGAGGACCUAAAUGUCGAGCAAAGCAACCGAGGUGGAGAAUCUAGGUGCUCAAAUAAUGGGGGCUGUUGUGGGGGAGGUGGAGUGAAUAAUGAUUGCUGUGGAAAUGUUGGAGGCAUGAGUGAAGAUUCACCAAGAACUCUUUGCCAGCAUUCUUUCUCUACUGGAGAGAGUCUGAAACAUCUGCUGAAGUGCUGCUUGGACGUAGUAACAGAACUGGGGCUCCCUGAAGAAUUAAAAUUUCACAUUCAGCAGCUCAUAGACACUUGA